This is a messenger RNA of Monoraphidium neglectum, 843 nucleotides long. RefSeq lists its product as hypothetical. The record is from RefSeq and is a predicted model, not a curated record. The transcript is spliced from 3 exons. The coding region runs from base 1 to 843 and encodes 280 amino acids. Lineage: Eukaryota; Viridiplantae; Chlorophyta; Chlorophyceae; Sphaeropleales; Selenastraceae.
AUGCGCAGCGUGGGCGCCCUAGCAGAGUGCUCAACCAGCUACGCCCCACAGGCCGGCCGCCGCGCCCUCCCCUCGGCGCCGCGCCUCCGCCGCCCCCGGGCUCUCCGCUUGCCCGUCGUCGCCGCCCUCGCAGCAGCCGCAGAUGCACCGCCGUCCGUCGAGACCGCGAAGGCGCGGCUGCUGCAGGCGGUGGAGUACACCCGCCGCGGCGCCAACACCACCCAGGACCUGCGGGGCGACGUGGAGGAGGCACAGGUGGCCCUAGAGAGCCUGCAGCCAGGGGACGGGCUGGACUAUGCCCUGCUGGAGGGCAAGUGGCGCCUGGUGUACACGACAGCCGCCGACGUCGUCCCGAUCGUGGGGCUGGACCUGUCGUCGCUGCUGCCUGCUGGCCUUCCGGCGCCUGUGGUCGUUGGGGACGUCUUCCAGCGCUUCUCAAGCGUGGAGGAGGGGCGCGUGGAUAACAUUGUCGAGUUCGGGCUGCCGCCGCUGACGCAGGGCAGCGGAGGGGUCACGUUCACGGUCGGGGCGAGCUACGAGGUCCGCAGCCCGCGGCGCAUCUCUCUGACGUUCCUGGAGGCCCAAGUCGGCCGCGUGCGCGCCAGCCCGCUGCUGGAGGCCCUGCUCGCGCCGGCGCUGCUGCCGCGCGGCUGGUGGAACCAGCGGGCGCUGCUCGCCAUCAAGGAGUUCAACCUUCGGUUUCCCUUCCGCAGCGCGCAGCAGGUGGCCGCCGGGCGCGCUGUGGGCGCGGGCUACCUCCUGACCUACCUUGACAGCGACGUGCUCAUAGGCCGCGCACAGGCGCCAGGCGGGUCGUUCAUAUUUGUUCGCAGCCCAGAGUGA